AUGUCCUCAGACUCGAGCGACUCCGACGCUCCCGUCAAACCAGCACCAGCAUCUGCUACAGCGAAACCAAAGAAGAAGAAAAGGCUGUCGCCUCAAGAUGCCAUCAAUAGGAUAUGGGAACGGUUCUCUGUCAAGGAGUUCAGUAACGUGACGGUAGUCCUGCCCUCCACAUCCUCAAUCACCGAGCCCACGAUCGACCCCUCCAAGCCUCCCCACGCCGAACAAAACAACCUCCUUGUAUCCGAAGAUUACGAGCGAGCAGUGCAAGAAUGUAGAACACGGGUCAGAAAGCUCGUGAAAGAGUGCCAGCGGGUCAACAUGCGUUAUCGAGAUCCCGACUUCGAUAUCGACUGGGACCUGAGGAUGAGGAGAGGCCAUUGUCUUAAUAACUUGAAGGACAGGAAAUUUAACGUUCAUGAGAAAUAUUCGGAAACGCACUUCACUGCACCGAAAUCCGUCAAAAGGGUCCACGAGAUUUUCGAAAAACCCACCUUCCUUACCGGAGAACCAUCGCCAUCGGACGUGAAGCAGGGACGCUUAGGAAAUUGUUGGCUCGUGGCAGGCCUGACUGCUCUGGCCAAUGUAGAGAAUGGUUUGAAGCGUAUAUGUGUCGAACAUGACACAAAUGGAGAAUGGAUUAUUUCCAUCAUCGACGACAAACUGUAUCUGAAGUCACCGGACUGGAACGUGGCUUCGUGGCAUCGCUCCCUGAUAAAAGAUAUCAACCAUGAAGAUAACGAGGCUGUCUACAAAAAGACAUACCAAACAGGCUCACAGGCCUUAUUCUUUGGGCAUUGCAGGGAUCAGAAUGAGACCUGGUUGCCUCUGGUUGAAAAGGCGUACGCAAAAGCGCAUGGGGACUAUGCUUCUUUAGUGGGAGGAUGGAUAGGCGAAGGUUUAGAGGAUCUCACAGGCGGGGUGACGACAGAACUACUGGCAUCCGAUAUCCUGGACGUUGACUAUUUCUGGGAGAAUGAAAUGCUCAAGGUCAAUAAAGAAUUCUUGUUCGGCUGUGCCACUGGCGUUUGGAGUGGAGGAUAUGGGGAUAGGGACGGCAUAGUGGAAAGGCACGCAUACACUGUCGUAGAUGCGCGAGUGAUUUCCACCGGUGAGAGGCUAGUCAAGCUUCGAAAUCCAUGGGGAAGUCCGAGAAAAGGCCUCUGGGAAGGUGCCUGGUCUGACGGGAGCAAAGAGUUUACGCCGGAAUUUCAAAUCGAGAUGAAUCACCAAUCUGGCAUCGAUUCCUCGUUCUGGAUUUCUUACAAAGACUUUCUUCGCAAGAUCGAUAACAUCGACCGCACACGCCUUUUCAUGGACAGUCCUGAGUGGCGCAUAACGCAAAAGUGGGUGGGAAUCGACGUGCCAUGGAAAUCCGAGUAUGAGCAGAAGUUUCAAAUCAUCCUGAGAAAGGAGUCCCCAGUCGUGCUGGUCUUAGCUCAGCUUGACAAUCGAUUCUUCGUUGGACUAGACGGACAAUAUCGAUUCGAACUGGAGUUCCGUCUUCACGAAGCCGGCUCCCCAGACGAUCAUGACUAUAUUGUCCGCAGUCAUGGAAAUUACCUGAUGUCCCGCAGUGUUGUCGCAGAGCUUAAAAGCCUACCUCCCGGCACAUAUGCUGUUUUCGUCAAGGUGAAGGCCUCGAGAUACGCACACUUCCGAUCAGUCGAGCGUGUUGUUAAGAAGCAGACCAAGGGCCGAAACGAAAACGAAAAGCUAGCGCAGGUUGGCAUGUCCUACGCUAUCGCUCACAGCAAAGGCAAGGACUUUUCAAAGUCCAAGGAGCUUACACAGAAAGAGCACGAGAAGGUCAAAGCUAGAGAAGCUCGGAUCAAGCUACGCAAAAAGAACUGGGAGAAGAGACACUUGAGCCGUAAGAUCGUGCGAAAGCAGGAGAAGAAGAAUCAUGAGAAGCGGGAAUGCAGCGCAGCCAAGGUCGCCGCUGCAGAAACGGCGAAGAAGGAAGCGAUGCCUAAGGCAAAGGCUGUGCAGACUGAAGAUGUCAAGGAAGUCGUUCUCGCGAAGAGCGAUAAAUCAGUCCAGACGGAAGACUUGACUACCUCGUUUACCCCAGAGAAUGUGAAGCCCGCCUUCCCAAUUGCCGACGACGGAACUUCCCAAGGAGCCGGUGGUAUCACAGAUGGAGGUCUCGAAACAGGAGAUCAAUCGAGUCAAACGCAAGAACAGAUUUCUUCCCCCGGUCCGGAUUCUGAGAAGACCGCAGAGGCUGACAUCUCCAAAGAGGCCGAGAAGAGCGUACAGGCUGAUAACAACAGCGAGGCGUCCACCGCCGAUGGUUCCCAAGGAGCUAUGAACACGCCUACGAGCAGCAUAGCGAGCAUAGCCGGCGACUCUCGACCACAAUCCGUCCACUUCCCGUUGGUACAGGUCACUCCAAUACCAAAAGCAACCCCAUCUCCCAAGAGAUCCUCCGCCCAUGCAAAAUACGUCGAGAUCGAAGGCGAGUCAAGCGCAAGCCCCAUCUCUGACUUUGAAGAGAUGUAUUCCGACGACGAGCAUACCUUAAAACCGCGAGAGGCCAAGAAGAAGGUCGAGAGUGACGACGAGGAUAAGAAUAAGAAGAGCCCCUGGAAUGCAGUGUGCAUUGUUGGGCUCCGGGCUUACAGCAAGGACCAGGAUUUGGAGUUGCUGGUCUGGGACGAGAAGCUUGAUAUGAUGGCGAAGGCUCUCGACGCUGCGAAGAAGAAAGGUGUAGAGAUUCUGGAGAAGACCUCUAGGGAGGAGAAGGCGGACGAGGCGGACGAUGAGGCUGGUGGGGAAGAGAAGACGAACCGGGAGAUAGAGGCGCCUAAGCUGCCUGCACUGAAAAAGCAGGGCGUGGCUGCCGCCCUGGAGUGUGAAAUACCCCAGGGCUGUGAGCUCGUGGCGUGUGCAAAGAGGAGCGGACAGGAGAAAAGCGAGCUUACCGCGAAAGAAGCGGAGGAUGGGCUGUCCGAGAUUGCGAAGCAGCUGGCUGAGCUGGCCAAAACAUUUGAAAGGCAGUACUGGCCGGUUGAGAACGGUGGAAAUGAAGGACUCGUACCGGAUGACGGAGAGAAAGAUGCGCUGGCUAGCGGGAGGCAACGCAGUCGAUGA
This is a messenger RNA of Drepanopeziza brunnea f. sp. 'multigermtubi' MB_m1, 3093 nucleotides long. NCBI's taxonomy places the organism in Eukaryota, Fungi, Ascomycota, Leotiomycetes, Helotiales, Drepanopezizaceae. The record is from RefSeq and is a predicted model, not a curated record.